AUGUCUUACGCAGAAGCUGCUGCUAAGGGCCCUAAGCAGACUCCUGAAGAGGCCCGCGCCCCUGAUAUCAACCGAGUUUACAAGGAUGAAUCCGAAUCCACCGCUUCGCUCAUUGACGUCGACGGCCCGCAUGUGACCGCUGUCGACCCUGAUUUCCUGGAGCAGGACGUGAAGACUACUACUCAGGCCGAACGGAUAGAACGCGAGCAAGAAGAAAAAGCCCAGGAAGCCCGCGAGAAGAAGCAGAAGCCAAAGGCCAAACCAUCCCGUGUUCGCGGCAAUGAAGGCAACCCUGUGUUUAUUGGGAACGCUGCGCUCAUGGCCCUUGUCGGUGCAGGUCUGGGUUUCGGUGCCUACAGGAAACACACCCAGGGAAAGCUUUCCUGGGAGGUUGUUGGACUCUGGACAGGGAUCGUAGGCGCCGCCGGUGCUGUCGAUUACUUUGUCAGCAAAUGGUUCCUCCAGAACAAGUACCCUCCGAAAUAG
This is a messenger RNA of Aspergillus calidoustus, 486 nucleotides long. Lineage: Eukaryota; Fungi; Ascomycota; Eurotiomycetes; Eurotiales; Aspergillaceae. The record is from the annotation of a GenBank genome assembly.